AUGAAGACCUUCAAGGCCGUCGUAGGCCUCGGCCUGGCCUUCAUCUCCAUGGCCAACUCUCAGGGUGACCUGGUACAGACGGAUGUCAACUUCUGUAACUGGUAUAGGUUUCGCGAAAUUCUACCUAUAACUACAUUAUGUCGUUUUCUUACCAAGGGCGUGUGCUUUAGGGGCAUCACUCCUAAACCACUCGAAACUCCCACAAACACUUCAAUCUAUGGAUAUGACGCCUAUCAAUAUGGCCCGGUAAAACCAGCUUUUAAACCCGGCCCCAUCCUACCCAAAAUUCGUGAAGAUGUGACCCGCUAUAUCACACAUGGAGCCGGGGUGUCUGUUCCGAGUGAAAACAAGGGUUACUACUUUAGUGGAAGUCAGAGAAAGGAUGGAGAAGUGAUAGACGUGACUACUGAGCCAAACAUAACCGCUAACUCCCUUGUCUCCGUCGAUUUAUCCAAGUUUGAUGAGCCAAAUUUUGCUAGUGACAAUCUUACAGGUGUUACCGGAAGGUCAAGUGCGGAGCUUGUCUGGCUUCCUGUCUCUGACGGUGUCCUAGUUGCAAUAGGCGGUGUUACCAACCCAGAAUCUAUACGUUCCUUGCGCCUAUCUAGUUCAGAAAAGGAGGAAAAUGCGAAGAAAGACCCCUCCUUUAUGGAGACAGUUAGUUUAUAUGAUGUCGGCACUGGCGAAUGGUAUUCGCAAAAGACCAAAGGCGAUGUCCCACCUGCCUCAAAUUCAUUUUGUUCAGUUGUGGCGGAAGCAGCAGACCGGAGCUCAUUUAACAUUUAUAUAUAUGGCGGAUACAACGGAACUGAGAGUAUCGUCAGACCAUACGAUGAUAUCUAUAUUCUUUCUAUUCCUUCGUUCACUUGGACAAAGGUGUACAAUGGAGAGAGCAACAUGGGCCGCCGCGCUCAUAAGUGUGUCAAACCAUACCCGGACCAGAUGUUCAUAAUUGGCGGUCAAUAUUCCUCGCCGACAGCAUGUCUGCAGGGGCCAUUUAUCCGGGUUUUCAGCUUGAACGACCUCAAGUUUAAGGAUAAAUAUGAUCCAAGGGAGUGGAACGAAUAUGUGGUUCCGGAAGUGAUAACCAAGAAGAUUGGCGGAACUGGUAAAGGAGGUGCUACCAAAACGAAACCAGAUAGCUGGGACGACGAGAAGCUUGAGGGCAUUUUUGGCAAAAAGUACACCAAGACUAUUGAAAAGUGGUAUCCGUUCGAACCAGCCAAGGCAGCCCCUUCUACCCCGGGUGCAACAUCCUCCCCUGGAGGGGAUAAAGGGGGAAGCGGUGGUCUCCCUCGGUGGGUCGGUGCCGUCCUUGGUGUUGUCCUGGGUCUGAUAUUCAUCACGGCUCUAGCAGUGGUGUGGCUGAUCUUGCGGCGACGAAGAGAGAGAAGAUACGCCCCCAGCGUUGGAGGCACCAGUGAAGUUGCCAGGAGGCGCAUCCUGGGAUGGAUGUAUGGAAUGGGCCAGCCGUCACACAAACCGGACAUGACAACUACCUCGACUGAAAUCGGGAUUAAUGACAAACAUGCUUCAACGGGCAUAUAUUCAGACUCUGGGAUCGACUCGGUGAUAUCUCCAAAUGCACACCCUCCGCCCACCAUCGUCUACUCCGAAAUCAAUGCUCCUGAGGCAGGCAGCUCUCCAAUUCAUGAGAUGCAUGCUGGCACUGUCAUGAGCCCAUCAGAGCUGCCCACCCCAUUUAACGAUACCCCAGUUACCGCUCGACACCCGAGCGAGACUCCAUCAUUUAUCAGCCCCAUAUCCCCUGCCACCUCGCCGUCUCCAGAGAAUCAGCGAGAACUACAUCACCCACCCCGGCCAUCACACGGCCGCCAUGGGUCGUCUUUCUCCAGCAUAGGAAUACCCGCUUCUCUAGAUAACGCUAUAGUAUCCGACAAUAUAGAAUCACGGCCGAGGGAACGUCGUGUGUCUGGGUUCACAGAGGAAUUUUCCGAAACCCAUUCCCCCAGCCGGGAAGAUAUAGAACUAGGGCAUAAACUAUAG
Messenger RNA from Microsporum canis CBS 113480, 2007 nucleotides. RefSeq lists its product as hypothetical. Bases 1 to 2007 code for a protein of 668 amino acids. The transcript has 6 exons. Lineage: Eukaryota; Fungi; Ascomycota; Eurotiomycetes; Onygenales; Arthrodermataceae. The record is from RefSeq and is a predicted model, not a curated record. Gene Ontology annotation, molecular function: protein binding.